UAAAACACCAGUCUAACCGUCAGGCUCUUCAGACGCACAGCGCACUAGAAACAUCUGCAUCUACAAGAACUGGGAAAUCUAUUUGACAGAAAAAAUAAAAAUAAAACUGAAAAUCGAAACAUGGAUUUUCUAAAUCACAAUUAUUUGAAUGCUGGAAACUCUUAUGACUACACCUUUAAUUUUUGGAAUGACUAUCUGGGACUUUCUACUUUGGUGACCAAGAAUUCUAUCAACAAAAACAGCAUGCCACAAAGUCCGAAUUCCAUAACAGAGUCGCUGAAGGCAACCCUUGGCUUGGACGAUUCUGUGGCUUGCCCUUGUGUUGUCGGAGGCAGCGGUGAACGUGGGCACUUAGACUGCUUUUGCCCCUCUUCGAGCCCUCCCCCAACCUCCAUCCUCGACCUGGAGGAGCGCUUUUCCAUCUUCAGUCCAUUCCAGAACCAAAGCGGUGCCCUCCCGCAAGACAGAGACUCUGGCUUUGGGGGGACCUUUGCCGGCUUCGACCUCUUUGGAAUGGAGAGAAAGGUGAGAAAGACAGCGCCGAGGAAUAAGCAGGAACCCAAGAUCUGUGUCUUCUGUAGGAAUAACGGGGCACCGGAGGAGGUGUACGGAUCGCAUGUGCUGAAGACGCCAGACGGCAGGGUAGUCUGUCCGAUACUUCGGGCUUACACUUGCCCCCUAUGCAGUGCCAACGGGGAUAAUGCCCAUACCAUUAAGUACUGUCCACUUUCCAAAGAUCAGCCUCCCCAACGGCCACUCAAAGGAGGUAGGGCAGUUGGUGGCAAGAGACUGAAAAUAUUCUAAAAAAUAAUUAAAAUAAACAAAUACAAAAAAAAAAAAAGAAAUUAAAAAAUCUAAAUGAAUUAAGAAAUUGCACUGAACUGCUUUCAGAUGACUGUUUCAAUUUAGGCUUUCCCUGGUCUACUUUUCUUCUUUUUCACAUAAGCAAACACGUUUCAUUUUGCUAAAACAUAUAUGUUAUCAUAUGCAUAUAUUUUCUAUAUAUCUUUUUUUAAAAUUUUUUUUUUAAAUAAACCCCUUCAUCGUUUGGUAGGCACUAGUUCUUGGGCUGUUACAAUAAUAUUCUUAAAAUGUACAUUUAUUGAUGCAAUGAUUUGUUACCCGAUAACCUCGGAGAAAAGCAUUUUCAGCUGUGCAUUUCAAUUUUUUUUUUUUUUUUUUUUUUAUCUUAGCCUUCUACAUUGCUUGACUGAUUAACCAAAGUGUAUAGGUAAACAUAUAAUUAGUAAGUAUUUACAAAAGAAAAUAUGUCGUGUAAUACUGAAGUUUGUUGCCAGUCUUGUCAAAUAAUUUUAGCAGAUUUUUGCAGGACCUUCAGCACUGAUUAAAACAAUGUUCCAAGUUGUAAGUCCAUGGAAUUUGAUUAGAGUAGCGGAAAAAAAGGAAGUAAAAAGUACGUUAAUUUCUGCAUGUGUGUGAUUAGAGUACUUUAACACAUUAACAGUUGCGUUGCCAAAUUAAUUUAAAAAAAUACAAUUUUCCACAAGGAUUUUAAUACAAUAUGUUAUUUUUGUGGACAGAGAAACAAUGUUUACAACCUGGAAUGAAGGUAGAACAACACUGGAUUGUCUUUCUUUGUAGAUUAUAUAUGUAUAUUUUUUCUAUCAGUGUUGAUGUUUCUGUUAUUGAUUUUUUCAUUUGAUUGAAGCAAACUGAGGUUAGCUAUAAGUCAAUGCAGUGCAGUUGUAACAUUAGGAUCCAGGGGGAGCCACAGAGUUACAUACAAUAAAAUAAAUAAUUGUGGAACAAAACAUUUAAUAAAAAACACACACUGUGACCAGAUGUUUUUGUCUUAAAACAUUUUCUUUUCAUUUUUGCUUAUUGUUACAAAUUAAUAUAGCACGAAUGAAACAAUUGAAUGUUAUAUAUAAGCUUUUUAACCAAUGUAUUAUCCUUUUUGUAAAUGUACAAUUUAAAUCCAAAAAAAAGAUGCAAAAAUGUAGUGAAUGUAUUGAAAAAAAUAAACAGUGAAAGGUGAUACUAGCAGGACUGCACAUUUCAUACAGUUUUGUUUACCAAAGGAAUACACUUUUAAUGAAAAUAAAUAAAUGAAUAAAUUGAUAUGUAAUAGCUGUGUUGUGUAUAUAUAUAUAAAGUGUGUAAUGUUUAUUCAGUAUUUUAACAUUAUAAUAACUGACUUAAGAGGGUGCUACCUCAACAGAAUUGCUUUCGAAUAAUUACAAAUUUGUACUUAUUGUAAAGGUCAACAUUUGCAGUUUAUAAAUAGAGCGCUACCAUUUAUAAUAAGGGUUUUUAAUAGUAUUUUUGGGAUCUUUGUAUAACAUAAUUGUAUUUUUUUUGCAUUCUACAUUGGGGAGUCAAUUUCCAAUGCGCUCUAAGCAUUGUCAGCCAAAAGGCAGGUGUUGUAAAUAAUAAUAUUCAUGAGUUUUUAAAGUUGGGUUGUAAAAUGUUCAUUGUUGUUUGGUGAGAGAGAGAGAGAGAGAGAGAGAGAGAGAGAGAGAGAGAGAGAGAGAGAGAGAGAGAGAGUGGAAUAUGCUUAAAAAAUGAGUAGAAAUGUUGCCAGUUUUAACUGAAGUUUUUAAUUAAAGAAUACACUGUUGAAUUUUGUUAUUUAUAUUUUGUCACUAUUUUCUGUAUGCUGCAGUGUGGAGUAUUAAACAAAUGAAUUCACUACAGAAAUAAACAGCUUUAUCAAAUAUUUUAACUCUUAA
This is a messenger RNA of Acipenser ruthenus (sterlet), 2693 nucleotides long. Its product is annotated as nanos homolog 1-like. NCBI's taxonomy places the organism in Eukaryota, Metazoa, Chordata, Actinopteri, Acipenseriformes, Acipenseridae. The coding region runs from base 121 to 804 and encodes 227 amino acids. Gene Ontology annotation, molecular function: zinc ion binding; mRNA binding. The record is from RefSeq and is a predicted model, not a curated record. The transcript has a single exon. Gene Ontology annotation, biological process: negative regulation of translation; oogenesis. Gene Ontology annotation, cellular component: perinuclear region of cytoplasm.